AUCACAAAACCCAAUUUUUCUUUUUUCGUAUACUUAAAUUUCAUUUUCUGUAGUGAAUACAGAGGGAAAUGGCGUUAAGGCAGAAGUUAGGAUGGUCAGAGGGAGAUUUGAUGAGAUCUGAUGCUAAGCCAUGUUCAAGGCUGAUGAGACAAACAGCUGCCAUUUUCACUGUUGGUGGAGCUCUUGGCUUCUGGGUUCUCUGCAGACUUCACUAUGGUCCGAGGAUCACAGUGCCAAGGAGUCUACGGUGGGCUGGGUGUGGUGCUGUAUCCGUAAGCACAUCAACUGCAAUGCUUGUCCGACUCUUCAGCCCUGAAUGUGAACCACAAAACAUUGCUGCGUAUGAUCACAUCAAAACACCUCAAGCUUCACUUCCUUAAAACCAUCAGUUUCUGGCUUUAUCUAUUAUGUGUAUGGACCUCGUAUUUUGUACAUUCCGUUGCAAUACAUGAAUUUAGGUAAC
Molecule: messenger RNA, 463 nt
Organism: Arabidopsis arenosa
Lineage: Eukaryota; Viridiplantae; Streptophyta; Magnoliopsida; Brassicales; Brassicaceae
Source: the annotation of a GenBank genome assembly